Xylona heveae TC161 is the source of this 2514-nucleotide messenger RNA. RefSeq names its product WD40 repeat-like protein. The transcript has 10 exons. Gene Ontology annotation, cellular component: nuclear replication fork. Gene Ontology annotation, biological process: DNA-templated DNA replication; DNA repair; mitotic cell cycle. Gene Ontology annotation, molecular function: protein binding; chromatin binding. The record is from RefSeq and is a predicted model, not a curated record. NCBI's taxonomy places the organism in Eukaryota, Fungi, Ascomycota, Xylonomycetes, Xylonales, Xylonaceae. The coding region runs from base 1 to 2514 and encodes 837 amino acids.
AUGGCGGCGACAAUACAGCACCGGAUACGAGGACGUCCAGCCCACACUCCGGGUCCGACUUUCCUUACAUACACCCCCGAUGGUCGACGCUUGAUUACUGCGGGAUCGAACAACUCGGUGCGCGUAUACACCACUGGGUCUGAUGGAGAACCGACGAACGUGGACGACUGUCAAGAAUCCAAUACCGCCGUGGUCGCAACUGACGAUUUCUUCAUUACCGGCUCUGAAGAUGGCACGGUGUCCAUGUAUUCGUUGCAAAGCAACACUUUGGAAAAGAUGCUGCUUCGCUGCACGCUACCAAUUCGAGACAUUGCGCUUUCUCCGGACGGUAAUUGGGCUGCUGUUGCCAGCGACGAACUGGUGGUAAAGGUCGUAAAUACGCAGGACAUGACCAGAGUGCUCUACUUAAGGGAGCAAUCGAAGCCUGUCAAACAUCUUUCAUUCGACCCAAGUGGUACAUACAUCGCCUUAUCCUGCUCGGACGGUGUUAUAUUUGUAUAUUCAUUGAGUACCGAGGAGCCGGCGCUGGUGAAGAAGGUGGAUGGGUUGAUUAGAAAUUUGGAAACGGAUGCAGAGGCUAGUUCUCGGGUUGCUUGGCACCCAGAUGGUAGAGCUUUUGCCGCGCCUACUCCGACAAAGGAUAUCCAGGUGAUGUCAAACAGUGACUGGGAGCGCCAGCGAGCAUUUUCCUCGGGGCAUGCUGGAGACAUUACAGCUUUCGCCUGGUCUCCAAACGGAGCCCUACUUGCUAGUGCAGGCACUGACCGAAAGGUCCUUCUCUGGGAUUGCAAGACACAGAGGGUCAUUGCGAGGUUUGACUAUCCAAAUGUCAUGGCGAUUGCUUGGCAUCCCACCCAGAACCUCAUGUCAUUUACGACUUCUGAUGGCGAGGUUUUCAUGUACAAUGAUAUCGUACCUUCAGAAUAUAUGUCAUUAUUGAAGAAGGGUGUCCAGCCGGCCCCUUUUAUCCAUGACCCUCUUGCGGAGACUUUAGCCAACGGUAACAGCAAUGGCAUUGGCCAAAAAGAGGGGUUGCGAAGACGAUAUGGCACUCCAGACUCGCUGGACGAUAUUCUCGGAUCUGAGGGGGGCGGAGAUGAAGAUGAUUUCAUUGUCGACGACGACGGUGCAGGAUAUGCGGAAAGGGCAGAGUUUCCAUUGAAACGGCCAUAUGACGAUUAUGAAACAGAACCAGCAUAUGCUCCGUUGGCCAAGCGAACAGCUUAUGAACAUUAUCGUCCUAGAAUGCAUACGCCAUUCCAGGUGGGAAGUACUCCAUGGAGAGGAAACCGCAAGUAUUUGUGUCUAAACUUGAUUGGCUUCGUUUGGACAGUUGAUCAGGAAACACAUCACACCGUUACUGUGGAGUUUUACGACAGAGAAUUGCAUCGAGACUUUCACUUUACGGACCCGUACCGUUACGACAAGGCUUGUUUGAAUGACAACGGCGCGCUUUUUUCAUGUUCUCCGACAGACGGGAAUCCGGCAAUGAUCUUUUACCGUCCACAUGAAACGUGGACAACAAGAGCGGACUGGCGGACAACGCUUCCACCCCAAGAGCACAUUACAGCAAUUGCACUCAGCGAUUCGUAUAUCUUCGUGAGCACAACUGCGAAUUACCUUCGUGUCUAUACUCUCUUUGGCACUCCAUUCCGUGUGUUUAGACAAAAGAGUUCCCCGACGGUCACAUGCGCUUCAUGGCGCGAUUAUGUUAUGACAAUGGGAAACGGACCGGUUGGGGGCGACGGCUGCACCCGCCUAAUGUACACAAUUGAAAAUGUAAAGCGGGGCGAGGUUUGCCAGAGUGAGGACGUAGUAGCCUUGCCUCCAAAUGCUGAGCUCAGAAGCGUAUUCUUCUCUGAUAGAGGUGACCCAUGCAUCUAUGACUCGACGGGAGUGCUGCUGGUGCUAUUGCAUUGGCGAACACCUGGCCAGGCACAAUGGGCGCCAAUUCUAGACACAAAACAGCUUGAGCGACUUGCUAGCGGCCGCAAAGAAGAGACGUACUGGCCAGUGGCUGUCGCAGCAGAUAAAUUUCACUGUAUCAUCUUAAAGGGAGGUGACAAGUACCCUUACUUUCCACGACCGCUGCUCAGCGAAUUCGAUCUCAAGAUUCCCAUUUCUUCGUUGCCUGCUGCGACUGCGGACGACGAGAAUUCGAGCGCCAACGACGGUCCUAGACUGGAGGAAACUUUUGUGCGGACUUCAGUCGAAUUGAACUUGAUGGAGGACCUUGUCAACGCUACAGCUGCAACGCAUAGUCAGCGCACAGAGCUUGCACGAAAAGAGGUUGAUGUAGACAAGGCAUUGCUGCAGCUGUUAGCAAUUGAAUGCAGAGAAAGCGAAGACAAGGGUAUGAAGGCUCUAGAGAUUGUCGAGUUAAUGCGGGAUCAGACCGGCCGGAUGCUUGAGGCAGCGGAAAAGGUAGCUGCGCGGUUCCAGAGGAAUAUGCUGGCAGAGAAGAUUCGAGAGCUGGCCGAGCGAAGGCUCGCAGGUUUAGAGGAUGAGGACUGA